Effrenium voratum is the source of this 1419-nucleotide messenger RNA. NCBI's taxonomy places the organism in Eukaryota, Dinophyceae, Suessiales, Symbiodiniaceae. The record is from the annotation of a GenBank genome assembly.
AUGCGCUUCCGCUACCGUGUCAUCGAGCAGCAGCCGGCCGAGAGCCCUGGGGGCCAUGCCAACACGGGCUUGCCCUGCGUGGGCGGGCUGCGGGAGGUGUCCAGCUGUGCUCACAGCGUGGACUGCGAGGUCUCCGCCUGGACCAGCUGGGACCAGUGCGACAGGACAUGCGGGGGUGGUCAGCAGAUCAGGCAUCGCCAAGUCACAAAGAACCCGAUGAACGGUGGGCUACCCUGCCCCGCUGUGCUCAUCGAGACACAAGGUUGCGCUUUGGAUCCCUGCAGACGCCGGGACUGCAUCGUCACAGAAUGGGAAGGAUGGAGUGGAUGCAGCGCCUCAUGCGGCAUUGGCUACAGGACCCGGUCCCGCGACUUCAAGCAGCGGCCCUGCGAGGGCGGCCGCGGCUGCGACCUGGACCUCGCCAUGGUGGAGCCCUGCUUUGCCCCGGCCUGCGACUGCCAAGACUGCAUCUGGGACGCUUGGAACGAAUGGAGCCAGUGCGACAAGUCCUGUGACGGGGGUCAGACGUGCGGCGGCUCAGAUCUAUGGAGUGCCAGGCAGCCUGUGCCGGCCAUGCUGGGACUUGCGCGGCUACGGCCUAUUCGCGCCUGUUGGAAUGGGGCGCGCCGCGCCUUCUCCUCUUCUGAGGAGCUGGUCCUGGUCGACCGCCGCUCCAGUGGCAUCGCGGUGCUGACGCUGAACAGGCCCAAGGCCCUGAAUGCACUUUCUGACAGCCUCAUGCGUGCCUUGGCAGAGAAGCUGCAGCAGGUGGAUGCUGAUGCCGCUCUCAAGGCGGCAGUGGUUACAGGCACCGGCAAGGCCUUCGCAGCUGGAGCGGACAUCAAGGAGAUGAACUCCAGAAGCAGCUACAGUGACGUUCGACAUGACAACAUGUUGGCGCACUGGUCGGCGGUGUCCAGCAUCCGCAAGCCCAUCGUGGCAGCGGUGGGCGGCUUCGCGCUUGGAGGCGGCUGCGAGUUGGCCAUGUCCUGCGACAUCAUCAUCGCCUCGCAGGCGGCCAAGUUUGGGCAGCCGGAGAUCAAGCUGGGGACCAUCCCAGGCGUAGGGGGCACGCAGCGCCUCAUCCGCGCCAUUGGCAAGUCGAAGGCCAUGGAGCUGGUGCUCACAGGUGAGAUGCUCUCUGCGGAGGAGGCCGAGAAGGCGGGCCUGGUCUCGCGGGUGGUGCCCGUUGGCACGGAGCUGGACGCGGCCGUCGCGGUGGCCGAGAAGAUCGCGGGCUUCUCCACGCCGGUGGCGCAGCUGGCCAAGGAGUGCGUGAACGCGUCGCAGGAGAUGAGCCUGGCCGAAGGCCUGAGAUUCGAGCGGCACCUCUUCCACGCCACCUGGGGCUUGGAGGACCGCAAGGAAGGCUUCGAGGCCUUCGUUGCGAAGCGCAGUCCUGAGUGGAAGCACCGCUAG